Messenger RNA from Nicotiana tabacum (common tobacco), 1495 nucleotides. RefSeq lists its product as uncharacterized. Gene Ontology annotation, cellular component: membrane. Lineage: Eukaryota; Viridiplantae; Streptophyta; Magnoliopsida; Solanales; Solanaceae. The record is from RefSeq and is a predicted model, not a curated record.
GCUGAAUUGUCUGAAUAUGACUGGCUUUACUUUCGAGUAAAUGCACAUAAAAUGCGGUGGACUCUUCUCUAGAUACAGCUGUAUUUUAUGGUUGUUGCUCCCCAUUUAUUUGCUUUCCUUUUUCAUAUACUAUUAAUUACUUGCAUACCAUUUACUCCAUUACCCGUUAUAAUUAAUCACCACCAGAUCUUUUUUUCCAAAAUUUUGUGCUUGUGCUUUUCCUCCUUAAUAUCCUAAUGACAACUACGUUUCUAUAGAAAAUAAUCCACACUUGUGAAUAUGGGUGCAUACAAGAUUCUUGUAAUCUCUCUCCUGUCCUAAAAAAAUCAUUUUUGUAUGUCUCUCAAGGAUGGAAAUUUUUCCUGCAGUAUUCAAGAGAGAAACUUCCAAAUUGCAGUUCAUCAAGAGAAAUUUCACGCACCCUUUUCAGAUCUUCACUCUCUGAUGUUUUUUGUUGCAUUUCUCUACAUUAUCCUUCUUCUGCCAGCGCUCAAUGCUCAAUCAACAAAUGCAGAAUUUUCAGCACGUUUGCUUGAUUCAGUACUUCAAGAUUAUGCUUUCAGAGCAUUUGUUAGGCCAAGAACUGGGAUUCCUUACAAUGGCAAUGUGCCUUCCAAUUUCACUGGUAUCAAAGUUGCUGCUCUGAGGCUGAGAAGUGGAAGCAUGAGGAGAAGGGGUGUUAGCAGAUACCAAGAAUUUCAUAUCCCAAUUGGUGUUUUGGAGCAGCCUUAUGUGGAGAGGCUUGUUUUAGUAUAUCACAAUUUAGCCAAUUGGUCCAGUUUGUAUUACCCUUUACCUGGUUACACUUAUCUAACACCAGUUUUGGGUAUUUUAUCUUAUGAUGCUUCCAAUUUAUCAGCUAAAUAUCUGCCAGAGUUGGAUAUCAGAGCAUCAGACAAGCCCAUUUUGGUCAAUUUUUCUAGUGUAAAGCCAAUGCCAAUGGCUAAGUGUGUGUACUUUAAUUUGGAUGGUGCAGUGGAAUUUGACACUGUGAUUAGUGGAAAUAUUUGCAAGACUACCAAACAAGGCCAUUUUGCUAUAGUGUUUGAGUUCACUGCUGCUGAGCCAGAACCUGCCAGUGGAGGUAGUGGCAGUAGUAAUGGCAAAAGUGAUCAUAAAAGUGGUAGAAAAAAGUGGAUAAUUUUUGGAUCAACGGUUGGCGGAUUUGUGGCUUUGGUUUUCUUGGUUUUAUUGAUUGCUUGUGUAAAGAAGUGUGAUAAGCAGAAAAAGAUUGGGAGAAUGGAAGAGGCAGCAGAAAGAGGUGUGCCAUUGCUGAUGACAAGAGUUGGGAAUACAAAGGCACCAGUGGCUUCAGAAACUCGUACAAGACCUUUAUUAGAGAAUGAAUAUCUGCCUUAGAUCAUACUCAUUUGCUUUAACCAAAAAUUUUAGCAUUUUUCGCAACAUUUAAUUCAAUUCUUUUCAGCUCUUUGAUUUUGUAUCUUUGAAUUCUGGUGUACAUUCUAUUUUGUUUGUUUUACCACCUUUUGAUGAA